This is a messenger RNA of Acomys russatus (golden spiny mouse), 1026 nucleotides long. It is a transcript of the gene Pigx, whose product is annotated as phosphatidylinositol glycan anchor biosynthesis class X. Gene Ontology annotation, cellular component: endoplasmic reticulum membrane. The record is from RefSeq and is a predicted model, not a curated record. NCBI's taxonomy places the organism in Eukaryota, Metazoa, Chordata, Mammalia, Rodentia, Muridae. Gene Ontology annotation, biological process: GPI anchor biosynthetic process. Bases 65 to 955 code for a protein of 296 amino acids. The transcript has 6 exons.
CCGGGAGCGGGCCUCAAGGGAACCUAGAGUUCCUGAGACUCUUCCCAGUGCUAGGGCACCGUGGAUGCUAGGGCGCUUGCGCGUGGGGCGCUCGGUCCCCCGGGCGGGUAGGAGCGCGCCCCGCGUCGUGCUCAGACUUCUUCCGCGACCGCAGCUCGUCGCGCGCGCCCCUCCCGGGCGUCCUCGCUCCGGCGUCCUGGCUGCCAGUGCCGUGGCCUGGCUGCUCCUCUGGGCAGCUUGGCUAGUCGGCGCGCUCGCCUCGAACUUCAGCGACGCCCCCUUCGGUGGUGGUAUAAGGGCCAUAUGUUCUGAAAUUAUUUUGAGGCAAGAAUUUUUGAAAGAUGGUUUCCACAGAGACCUUUUAAUAAAAGUGAAAUUUGGAGAAAGCAUCGAGGACUUACAGACAUGCCGGCUCUUAAUUAAACAUUACAUUCCAACAGGACUUUUUGUGGAUCCAUAUGAGUUGGCUUCAUUACGAGAGAGAAACAUAACAGAGGCAGUGAUGGUAUCAGAAAGUUUUAAUAUAGAAGCCCCCAACUAUUUGUCCAAAGAGUCUGAAGUCCUCAUUUAUGCCCGGCAAGAUGCACAGUGCAUCGACUGCUUCCAGGCCUUUCUGCCUGUGCACUAUCGCUAUCACCGGCCACAUAGGAAAGAUGGAGACACCCUGAUUGUGCUCAACAACCCAGAUUUAUUGAUGUACUGUGACCAAGAGUUCCCAAUUUUGAAAUGCUGGUCUCAGUCAGAAGUCGCAGCUCCCUGUGCUCUGAGGAGUGAGGAGAUCUGUCGGUGGAGAAACAUGCACUAUAAAUCAAUACUUAAGAAUCUGACCCUGCAGGUGCCGGUGGGGCUGACUCUGCACACCCCUCUUGUGUGCUCUGUGACCCUGCUCAUUACCAUCCUCUGCUCUAUGUUGAUCCUUGUAGCUGUUUUCAAAUAUGGCCAUUUCUCCCUGUGAGUUUUAUACAGUUAUGUGUUUUCUAUGAGCCUAAUAAAUGAGACCUAUUCAUUUGUGACAAGAAGUGUUCU